Molecule: messenger RNA, 774 nt
Organism: Camelina sativa (false flax)
Lineage: Eukaryota; Viridiplantae; Streptophyta; Magnoliopsida; Brassicales; Brassicaceae
Product: mitochondrial pyruvate carrier 4
Biological process (GO): pyruvate import into mitochondria
Cellular component (GO): mitochondrial inner membrane
Source: RefSeq, a predicted model, not a curated record
CAGCCCUUCUUUUGUUAGUGUUUUAAGCCAGCGAGGGAGGAGAAGAAUCUCGGGAGAGACAGAAAGCGACGAUUGGUUGGUGAACUUUUUGGAGCAUCUUUUUGGGGAAUUGGAAAAUUAUUUCAAUGGCGACUUCGAAGCUUCAAGCUAUCUGGAAUCACCCUGCCGGUCCUAAAACCAUUCAUUUCUGGGCACCGACGUUCAAGUGGGGUAUUAGCAUUGCCAACAUUGCAGACUUUGCCAAACCUCCGGAGAAACUUUCUUAUCCUCAACAAAUCGCUGUUACAUGCACUGGAGUAAUCUGGUCUCGCUACAGCAUGGUAAUCAAUCCGAAAAACUGGAACCUCUUCAGCGUUAAUGUUGCUAUGGCAGGGACAGGCAUAUACCAGCUUGCUCGUAAAAUAAAGCACGAUUUCGCAACCGAAGCUGAGCCAGCUGUUGCGAACGAAUGAUUAUGAUGACGAAGCUGAGCACAUUCAAAAGGAAAACUGGAUAUCAUCUUGCUUCUGUUUGAAAGUUUAGUCCAAGAUAUUUUAUUUUCUUUGCAUUCCCAGAUCUUCUGGGUCGGAUUACAAUAUCGUUUUCAAGGUUUUUAAAGUAUUCUGGUUUGAUCUUUGUUCCAAUGAUAAAAGGAGAUCAAAAGCUCCCCUUCAUAUGCUGUUUUCAAAGUAAAAAGUACUCCACAGAGAAGUUAAAUGUAUGUGAUGUUGAAUCAAAUUGUUCAGACAAAAAGACCAGAAAUUUCCUAUGAAUUGAAUGUUUAGUCUGAAUCAA